AUGAAUAGCUCAUCAUAUAAGGAAGCUGCUUUUCCACUUAAUCCUUCAUUAAAAGAAAUUGAAAUGAAAAAAAUAGUACAGAAUAAGGAGGUUAUCAGACAUUUAAUUGACAUAGUGUUGUAUUUGGGGAGACACUGUUUACCUUUUAGAGGUCAUAAAGACCUGGAGAGGGUUGGAAAGAUGAUAUCAACAUUUGACGUGUCAAGAAAAGACCAAUUGUCGCUGGUUAUUCGAUAUAUAAAUAAAAGUAACGGUGUGGUCUGUGAACGGUUGAUAGCUGUUAGAGAAACAUUAAUGACUACUGGUCAACAUUUAUUUACAGUCCUUGAUGAUAUAUGUAAAGAUAUGUGUUUAGAUUGGAAAACUUAUCUAGUUGGGCAAUCUUAUGAUGGUGCUGCUUCAAUGAGAGGUGCAUACAAUGGCUUACAAGCUAUUGUAAAAGAGAAUAAUCCAUUAGCUACUUACGUUUGGUGUUGGGCACACAAAUUUAAUUUGGGUAUAGUCUAUGCUCACCGACAAUUCAAGUUACUUCUCCAGGAAGUUGAUUCGCAGUUUGACGAUUUACUACUCCAUAAUAAUGUGAGGUGGCUGAGUAAAGGCAAUGUUUUAUACAGAUUUUUUGGUUUACUAAACGAGAUUGAACUUUUUCUUCUUAAUAGUACACAUUUGGCUGCCAAAAACCAUAUAAAAUUUAUAAAAGACAACAAUAACGUUGUAACCAUUGCAUUUUUAGCAGAUAUAUUUCAACACGUAAAUUUUUUAAAUUUGAAACUUCAAGGUGCCCAGAAGCUUAUUUGUCACUUAGUAUCUGAAGUUAACUGUUUUUGUAAAAAAAUAGAAUUAUUUUCUCAAGAUCUUGGUAGUGAACAAUUAUAUUUUACCAACUUGAAAAAAGUUUGUGAUGAAAGAAAUGAUAUUGAAAUCGACAAUUUUAUCAAUUUUAUGACAAGUAUUGAGACUGAAUUCGAGAGACGAUUUGCAGAUUUAAAAACGUUGUACAACAGUAGUGUUACUUUACAUCCUGACGGUGAAUGGGUUAAUGAAGCAAUACGUGUUUUUAAAUGUAAUAAAGCAACUAUUCAAAUGGAAAUCAUUGAAUUUCAAACGGAUGAUGUUCUAAAAAAAUUGUAUGAUAAAAAUUAUGCAAAAACUGAAAGUAGUUACGAAGAAUUUUAG
Rhopalosiphum padi (bird cherry-oat aphid) is the source of this 1176-nucleotide messenger RNA. RefSeq names its product general transcription factor II-I repeat domain-containing protein 2A-like. The transcript has 4 exons. Bases 1 to 1176 code for a protein of 391 amino acids. Lineage: Eukaryota; Metazoa; Arthropoda; Insecta; Hemiptera; Aphididae. The record is from RefSeq and is a predicted model, not a curated record.